AUGCCUCCAAAAACACAAACGAAUCCUUAUGCCCUUCCACGACGCACAAGUCCACAACGUCCCAGUCCAACUCAAAAACAAGCAACUCCAGGUUCCUCCCGACGUUCUUCAAAUGCUGGUCUACGAAGCUCACGCGGUCGCACAACCCCCCGAGUCACUGGCAAACCGGCUCCAGUUGGGCGACAGACCAAACAUGGACCUUCAGCUGUUCAAGAUCACAACGUCGCAGGCAAAGGUAAGGGAGCAAAGGGCUCCAACAACCGUUUGAAUUCCUCAAAUUCAAAGGAGGGUUCCAACACCCGUUUGAAUGCCUCGAACGCCGUGUCGCCUCCAGCUACCCAUUCACCAGAAUCAAAUCGAGCUGGUCCUUUGUUCAUGGAAGAAGAUCUUGAUGAUCUCAACGGAGGAGAUCAAGGUAAUGGAGGUAAUGAUGAUGAUGAUGAUGACGAAGACUAUAAUGCCAACUUCCAUGAGAAUGAUGAUCCUGACAAUGACGAAAACAAAGAAAACGAAGAAUCUGAAGAUAACAACGAUGAAGAGUCCAACAACAACCGCUCUGCGACUGAAAGUGAACUCGGUCUCCCUCCUAAACCACUCAUCAACCACACUUCCGCUGCUGCUGCUGCUGCUGCCGGAUCAGUAUCAGCUUUGACUGCCCAUCUCAGUGGUGAACGCCUACGAUUUUUCAACGAACUAGCAGCUACAGCUGGACUGAAUGAAGAGUAUAAGGUCAUGGGACGUGUCCUCUGCAAUGUGGAUGGAAGAGCAGAUCAUUUUGUAUCGAUGACUGUUGCCCUGCUCUCGACACGACAAGAAAUCAGUGAUUAUCAUCAAGAGACAAACGCUGAGGCCACUCAGUGCAUAAUCAUGGGUGAUGUGCAAGCGUACACAGCAACCGCGGACAAGGAAGGUAAUCAAGAGCAUCUUCCUCGCUCUUUAGCUGCAAAAUUAUUGGACAAAAUCCUCGACAAUCCAUCUGAAUGGAGAAAGCGAUUGCUUCCAGCACGAUAUGGAAGAAAUCCAGAUCCCGUGGAAUCAAGAGACUUUCAAAAGUGGCUCAACAUCAUCUUGAAAGAGAUCAGAAAGGACUUGAAUAAGAUUAAGACACCAUCCAAGUUGAACGUGCCAACCAUUGAGACAUUGAUUGUCAAGGCACGUGUUCUAUUUUGCAUGAUUUCAUUGGAGAUCUCGAUUUGCAUGGCUUCUAUACACUGGGGAUGGAACACGCAAAGCUAUAGCAACAGAUCCUUCUGGGGGGUUGUGGACGAAAAAUUGGAAGAAUUGCGUAGCAAGUCUGUCCGGUAUCGUUAUGCCUUCUUUCUUGAAGUUUUACGCCAAGACUUUGACCGAUUUGAUGGCGAAGUAACUUUUGCUGAAAUCCAGAAAACCACCAAAUUUGAGUUGCCCACCGAAAAUGAGGUUGAGGCCCAAAUCAAGCACCUGGAAGAGACUCAUGGGGCCAGAGUGGUGCCAGCAGAGCUCGCCCAUAACGAACCUGCGGGAUAG
This is a messenger RNA of Melampsora larici-populina 98AG31, 1506 nucleotides long. RefSeq lists its product as uncharacterized. The record is from RefSeq and is a predicted model, not a curated record. Bases 1 to 1506 code for a protein of 501 amino acids. Lineage: Eukaryota; Fungi; Basidiomycota; Pucciniomycetes; Pucciniales; Melampsoraceae. The transcript has 11 exons.